Serpula lacrymans var. lacrymans S7.9 is the source of this 752-nucleotide messenger RNA. RefSeq lists its product as uncharacterized. Bases 85 to 414 code for a protein of 109 amino acids. NCBI's taxonomy places the organism in Eukaryota, Fungi, Basidiomycota, Agaricomycetes, Boletales, Serpulaceae. The record is from RefSeq and is a predicted model, not a curated record. The transcript is spliced from 6 exons.
GACCUAUUAUAUUCUUUGACGUUAUCUCUCGACCGCCAGCUACCCGUCAAAGCAUUUGUCGUUAUCAUCCUCAUAACAAAUUGGAUGAUGUCAUUGACCGUUUUAUGGAUGACCAUCAUUGUCCUAUUCCGACAGAAGAUUGAUUCGGGGUUAUUAUUGGGCUCCACAACAAUCCUUUUCGCUUUACCCCAGAUCCGAGCAAGCAUGCCAGAUGCUCCACCUUUUGGCGCUUUCAUUGACAUCGGAGGUUAUUUCAUGAAUGUCUGUCUCGUGAGCGUAUGCACAUCAGUACUCCUCCUCACUCAACUACGCUACCACUACAAACCCCAAGCCCCACCUACGUCACAGUCAGCGCCGCCAAGGAAAAUGGAUUCACUGGAGGAGUAUCAGCUGUUACCGAUAACAACGAAGUAAUAUCCCACCCCGCUUUCAACAAUGGCCUGGUUCGUGCAAAGGAGAUAUUAAGUUCGACGUGAUGAGGUAUAGCCUUCUGGGGAGUGGUGGAAAUGAUAGCGAUAUGACGUGACAAUAAUAAGACUGUUACUCACCUUUAUUUACUGUAAACUAUAUAUUUGCGAUUUAGGUACGUGACCCUUCGAGGUCGAAAUAUGUUUAAAAGGUCUGAAGUCGAGCAAAAUGUUUGGGAGCUGGACUCGUAAACCCGCGGUUUCGGAAAAGAAGUCGACCAAUGGGCUCCCUAUCAGCGAAAAUCGAAUUAAUUGUUAUGGAAUGAAUAUGUUCUGCAGUGUUCC